Messenger RNA from Eurytemora carolleeae, 1065 nucleotides. Its product is annotated as glucoside xylosyltransferase 2. The record is from RefSeq and is a predicted model, not a curated record. Gene Ontology annotation, biological process: protein O-linked glycosylation via N-acetylgalactosamine. NCBI's taxonomy places the organism in Eukaryota, Metazoa, Arthropoda, Copepoda, Calanoida, Temoridae. Gene Ontology annotation, molecular function: UDP-xylosyltransferase activity.
AUGAAACCUCUAUCCAGGUCACCUUUACAGUAUAUUGUUUCUGUAACUGGUGUUGUGUGCUUAAUACUUUUAUCUUCACAUUUGAAUUUCUUCGAGAAUCAGCAAACUCUUCCAGCAGAAGAUGGAGCUCAAAAUGCUCAAAUCUUUCCCUUAAAGAAGGUCAACACAGAGUCAGCAAGAACCGAAGUGGUAGACCUUAUCUGUAUCCUUUGUUCAAGUACAAAGAAUGCUGAAUUGAAUGAAGAUGAAAGACAGUUUAGACAAGCAGUUGUGAUGCUCAAGUCUGCUGUGCUUUACACCCAGAGGCAGUUACAUUUCCAUUUCAUUGGUGACAACAAUGAAACAUUUAAUCGUUUAGUUCAAACUACAAGUAGUUGGCCAGAAACCUAUAGUAUUAAGCUAAAAUUCUCCCUCACCAAAGUUUGGUAUCCAGAGGGAAGCGAGGACUUGAGAGUUCGAGGAACUGACUGCGCUACUGAGCUCAUGUUUGUUCCAGACAUACUUCUAAACUUAAAAAAGGGAAUAUUUAUUGAUACUGACACCAUCUUCAUGCGUCCAGUUGAACAACUUUGGGAUGAGUUUAAUAACUUCCAUCAACAUGAGAUUGCUGGGAUAACUAUCUGCAGACCAAUUUACUUUUUUGUAAAUGUGCCAUCAUAUGGAGUGAAAGGUUUAAACUCUGGAGUUGUACUUCUUGACUUAGAUAGAAUACGAAAAACAGAAAAAAGUUGGACAAACACCAUCCUUGCAAUCUAUAAUAAAUACAAGAAAAAAAUGAGAUUGGGAGAUCAAGAUCUCUGGAACAUUUACUUCAACAAAAACCCUGAAAAGCUUUAUGAUCUAAAUUGUACUUGGAACUACAGAGAAGCAUUCUGUAAUGAGGGUAUAAAUACUUGUUCUUCUGCUGGGGAAUCAGGAGUAUCUAUUCUACAUGGAAAUGCACAACAAUUUGUAAAGGGUGCUGAGAUGAAAUUGCAGAGUAUAUUUGAAACCUUUGAAAUAUUUGAAUUGAACAGCUGGACACCUGAACAACUUGUGCAACAGGUUGAACAAGCCCUUGCUAAG